AUGUGCGCUUUUGUCAGAAAAUCUCAUUUCCGUCAUGUUUUUGGAUCGGCAGCAAAGAAGGACCGCUGCUACGAGGGGUUUAAUGUAUCAAAGAAUUCUGUAGAGUCUCCAUACUGCGCCGUUAAUCCUAAAUUCCUUGCCAUCAUUAUAGCUUCGGCUGGUGGAGGUGCAUUUCUUGUUUUAAAACAUGACGAGGUAAGCUUUCUUUUUGUUUCAAUUUAGUCCUCAAUAAAAUUGCCAAAUUGUUUGGUGUCGAGGGCGCAAUUAGCCUGUAGCUGAACUUUUUAAAGUGCACAUCAACCUAGAAGUUCAUUAUUUUUGUUAGUUAGUCUUGCCACUAGUACAUCCUUGUUUCAGUGUUGAAGCUGAUGAGCUAAAGAAGGAGGAAAUUGCUAAGGAGGGUGUAACCUGAUGACAAAUAUGGACACAUGAGUGUACUAUGUAAGCAAGUGCAUGACGGUACUGUCAAAAAGAAUCAGAGGUGGGGGUCUGUGGUAGGGAUUUUGGGGUAGGGGGAUUGUUUUUCUUUUAUUUAUUUACCGAUUAAGUCUUCACUCUUGACAGAGUAUUGCAGACUGCUUUAAAUAAUAAAAAUUACUAUAAUGAAUACAACAAUAACAUAAAAUUACUAAUCAAUAUGUAAGAUUACACAGGAAUUGCCUAAAUGAACAUGGCAAAGUAGAGGCUAUAAUUUCUGGUGGGAGAUUGUUCCACUGUGCAAUAUUAUUGUUGUAGGGUAAAAAGAGUUCUUAUAAUAAUCACAUGUACAACGUGGCUGUUCAAAUCAAUGACUGAGAGACGAGAGCCUGGUGUCCAUGGUGCUCUUAUGUUCUCUCUGAAGUGUGUCGCAUUCAUAAGUGGUUAAUCCAUUACUCUGUUUGUGCAGCAUACAGAGACGUGCAUCAGAUCGCCUGAGGUCCAGAGAUCUCCAUUUAAGAGAAGAUAACAUAUUAGUGACACUGUCUAAUCUGUCAUGGCGCCCGAGUACCCAGGGAGCUGCUCGGCGUUGAAUCAUUUUGACCUGUUGUAUGUUCUUAGCUAUGUAAGGGUCCCAGACAGUGGCACUGUAUUCAACAAUCAGUCUCACUAGGGCUUUGUAUCCUCAUUCUUUGGAUUUGGCUGAAUAAGUGCGGAGAUUGCGGUGUAGAAAGUUCAGGGUCUUGUUUGCUUUGGUGGUAAUUUUAUUUACAUGAUCCUUCCAGUGUAAAUCAUGCGAGAGGUUAAUCCCUAAAUAUUUAGUAGUAUCAACAGUUUCAAGGUCCUUGCCAUGGAAGCCUUCCUAAAGAGGUGCAUUUUCAGAUGGCACUUAAAAAUCCCUAGAUCUGUAAUAGAACGAAUCUCACGUGGUAAUACGUUCAAAAGUGCCGGAGCUGCGACCUGGAAUGAUCUACCCUACCUCUAUAAGUUGGUAUUGCAAGCAACAAACCAUCCGAGGAGGAUCUGAAAUUAUGUUUUCAACCCAAUGAGUGGAUCCACCAUUGUAACAGGCUAAAAAUGUUCACAAGAAAUAUUUUAUAAACUUUGUUGCAUUGGGCAGCAAUUUUGGAAACCCAGUACUGAAUUCACUAUCACAGCGUAGCUUAUGCCCUAGUCAAGUUAAUUUUCCUCUAUGUUUCUUUCUUCAUGAUGUUAUGUUCUCCACACAACAUUAAUCGAAGGAGAGGUCUGGGGCACAUGUUACUAUAGGAUUUCAGGUACACUGACAGAGGGGUGGUAGGGCAGAGGGAAAGAAAUAGCAAUCGAUAUAUAUUUAUAUGUUAAGGUGUUAAGAUGGUGGAAGCCCAUAACUCCAUUUGCUAGGAUAAGGACCGAAGUCAACUUAGCCAGCCAUACAAAGGAGGAUCCAGUUAAGGAUACAGGCCAUUAAAUAUUAAAUCACUACGAUGUAUAUACGAGAAGUAAAAACUACGGAUCCUAUAACGCCCCAAAUAAUCACAUGAACAGAAUAAAACAAUGUUUAAAGGGAAAUUCUGCCCUGAGUGGGAUUUGAACCUAGUUGAGUGUAAUAACCACUACAUCCUCAGAACAACCACACUGGCAAUGCGGCAAUUGGAGAUGUGAUUUACGUGGCUAUAUAUUGUCCUUUGGAUGCGGCUUUGUUUCAAAACCUAAAAAUUCAUAUUUUUUUGUUGCAUUUGAUAAGCUAUUCUGCUAUACAAAUGUACAAAAUUAAGAACACCUAUGCCCCAUUGACAUAGUGCUUGCCUGCUAUUUGGUUUCCAUUCACAGCCUCUGGUUUUUUUUUUACCUUGUUUUAUGAGGUUUGAGACAAGAGAAAUCUCUUCAAUGUUGUUUGACACACAAUUUUGGGUGGAAAAAACAAUGAAUCAUCCUUUUUAGAACAAAGUAGCUAAAUUUUGUCCAAAAGAAAACUAAUGAAGUGAAAGGAAAGGGAAACUUGGUGUGAUAUUACAUAAUAUGACGUAAUGCUGACCACACUGUUUGUCUUUGAAAUAAUCAUUGAAAUGGCUGCUCUUUUGGCCACCCAGCAAUCACAAACAACUAGAGUCGAAGGUUUCAGAUGUGUUUUAAGUCUUCUUUAGUUGUAAAUCAACCUGAAACAGCAUUAACCUUGGGAAAAUGUUUAAAUUAUAGUGGAAGUCAGAAAGAGAGCCAUAUUUUACCAAUUACCAGAUUUUCAUUGAAAUUGUACCAUCAGAUGUGAUUUAAGGCUAGAUUUGUGAAAUUAAUCAAUCGUGUAAUAUCAGAAGCCCUGGAUGUGAUGAAUACCGUAUUACCUUGAAUUGAUAAGCACCUGGCCGUUUAUCUAAUGGUACGGCUAAAAGGGAGAUGCUUAUUGGAAGGACGGUGUUUAUUCAAGGGGGAUGCUUAUUAAAUUUUCCUUUUAAUAAGGGGUAAAUUUGUUUUGGCUCCAUCUUUAACAGAAACAUGAAAUUAAUAUUAAUAGGCCCCUCUUUGUUAAAACAUUAGUUUUAGUCCUAUUUAAUUCCUAACACACAAAUGCAUUGGUGUGCAUGUUUAAAAAAUAUCGAUUCAUUCUCUCAAAUCAUUCUUGUCAGUGAUAUGCAGAUCUUAACAUUCCCCUUGUAUCCCUACUUCUUAAGAAAGUGAGGGAGAGAAUGGGCUUAUUCAACAAGGAGCACUUGUUUGAUAUUAGAGAGCUUAAGCAAGGACAACGGCUACGAAAACAUCACUUAAAGAGUGAAUUUGCGCUGCCUCAAAAUUCAUAGCACUCAUUCCAUCUCGUUUAAUUUGUCAAAUGUUGAAAAAUUUCUUUGGAGUUAAAUUCUAAAGGACUGUAUCAAAGAUUGUGUUCCAGGGCUUCAAGUGUCCCUAUAUUUCCUAUAGUUAAUUUAAAACUCUCCCUAUGUUUUCCUUUUUGUUUGUAAAAUAAUGUCCUAUAAUUCCACAGAAAAUAAAAAUAUACUAAAAUCCAUGAAAUUCUGUUGGUGGAAUCACAGGAAAAAAUAACAGAUUCCCAUUUUUGGAUAUUUUAGGGUAUUUAAAGAAUACCCCCAAAAUCCCAAAUUUGGAAGACUGAGACAAGUCCCAACCAGGGAACUUGGUUGGGAAUUCCCUGGUUGGGACCUGUCUCACUUUACCAAAUUUGGGAUUUUUAUGGGCAUUCUUUAAAUACCCUAAAAUAUCCAAUAAUGGGAAUCUGUUAUUUUUUCCUGUGAAUGUGACAAAAACAAUGCAUUUUUUGCACCAUCCAAGACCAAACUGGUAAUAAUUUCAUUAUUAGUUCAUUUAAAUACUUAAUUUGAUGCUGCUGUGAGCGGAGAUCAUUAUCCAUAUAUUGUCCAGAUUUUAGAAGGAGUAUGCAGCAACUUUGUGUGUGCUUGUUUUUCAAACAGAAGAGGAUUGAAAUCCACACUCAAUAAUUGGUUACUUUUUAAGUAGUCAAUAAGGAAAAUGAGAAUUUCAGAUUUGUGAUGGGGUAUCUCUAAUAAUGUACAAGGUCAAACCUCAGUCAGACAGAAUGACUGUACCAUUCCCACCACAAGACUAAUGUUGCUCCUUUAAUAGUAACUAAACACAAAGCCAACAAUGCAACUGAUGAGGUUCACAUACAAAACCGAAACAAUGGUCUUGCCUGAUCAGAAAGUGGCAGAUGUGAUUAACUGAACAGUUGCAAGCUGUUAAGCUAUAAAAAAUUCAAAAGUAAUUACCAAAGAAGGAAUUACAUAAUGUUGUGCUUGACUCCAAAGACUCGAGCAUUAUCUACAAAGAAGUGGAAGGUAUCAGUCGUUAAGUAUAAUUCUCCAUAGUUGUUUAGUUGAUGUAGCUUCAGUUUAUGCUAUAAUUCCUUCCUUUAAAUGGAGAUCCAUGAGAAUUUUACAUCCUGCAAGCAUCUCUAAAACUCUGGGCCCAGGGCAUACAAAGUAUAGUAGAGAGUCUUUGCAUUCACAGACAAAACAAGCAUUUUGGAGCAAACUAAAGAAACUAAAACCUUUAUUAAAAGGUUAUUGAGUUACAAUAUCAAGGUUAACGCUUCAAAAGGGGUCAAAUUCUAUCAGAGACAAAAACCACCAGAAAUCAAUACGUUUAACACAGACCAGCUUAGGUGUUUAAACAGGAGGAUAAAGCUGUGCAGACCCACCACUUUCAUUGUUGCACCUAGAAAAAAUUCUAACAGUUGCAAAACACAAUAACAGUAUUUUCACUGUACUUCUUUAGGGUGUGUGUGUGUAAGUAUUCCCGACAGUGAUCGUGCUCUACCAGUAUACCAGGAUACCAGUGUUCUGCCUAGGUAUUUAAGGCUAGGCAGACCGCCUGGCUUAAUUCAGUGGAAAAUUGUUGCCACUUGGCUUUAAUACUUAAGAUUAACUGAAUGGAAGCUUAUGUUGACAUCUAAAGCAAGGUAUUUCAAAGGCAAAAUCACUCAAUAAAGUUGAUGAAACAUUGUCUGGUGUAUUUAUUUCUGUGUGUUCUUGCAAGUUAUUGAGUAGAAGAAUGAAUGUGUUCAAACCUAUGAUGCAUUCAUUUCUUUGAAUGGCACCCAUCUUGAAAAACACAAGGGACAUUCAAGGAGCUUAUGUACAUGGAGUACUAAAGGAAUCCUUGUGCUCGCAGUCAACCCAAGAUACGUGUAACAAAAACGAAAAGCUUGUCAAAGCAACUUGAGUUCUUUUUUUUAAAAAACUUAAAGUAAGUGCCCAAGUCCAAAGCAGGCUUCGUCUAAACACCGUUUACCCCCUGGCCUUCCCAAAAUCCUAGGGAGAACACUGGAUACUUAUGCUGGUGUGCGUUCUUUAGUUGACAUAUUUAGUAAAUAUUAAAUUUUCGGUUUAAUUUCAUUCAUACAGUGUUUUAUUUACCUGAAAUAUAUGUACUCACGGUCUUGUUAAUUCAAUAUGUUGAUGUUCGUGUAUCUGUUUUCUUUAUUGUUAUAUUUCAAGUACCCUGUUAUUGCAAUUUUUUACUUUUCAUUCCCGCCUCGAUUAGCUAGGCUAUUUUGCAGUCAACUAGGGUAAAUGUUUAUAUGUAUCCUAAGUGUUUAAUCAACUUGAACUUGAACUUGUUCACUUUUUUGCUUGCUCAAAGUUGGUGACCUUAUUCUGUAUAAGUGUUCACCAUGCAUGUUGGACUAGAAUUUAUUAUGUUCCUUUAUUGUUUUAUGCUUUUGUGUGUGGCUUUCUGCAAAGUUGCAAAACAGGCACUAGAUAUUUUCUGUUUUACCUUACCAUUUUUCCCUAUAUUGGCCCUACAUUUUUUUAAAAUCAUCCGUAUCUUAAGCCCUAUAUUUUUGCUUGAGGCCACUUUUCACGUUGUAGUUGUGCAAUGACGGCUAAGUAAUGUACAAAAAAGCAAUGAUGGCUUGUCAAAGUUGUUAUUUUGCCAUUCUAAACCAAUUGCUUUUCUUGCCGUUCUUAUUGCGGUCGCCCUCAUCAUUGCUUAAGCUCCCUAUUAUGGCCUAGGGGCCGGCGUUGGUGGUUAUGUGGGUGAGGGCACCUAUAAGAGCAUUGGCACUUAUUCAAGAAAAUACAGUUUCACAUCAUUCUAAACCCUCUUUAUUUACUGUAGGUAGGCAGGCUUGAUCCUGAGCAUGGACGCGUUGGUGGUCACAAACAAGAUGUCUUGGACGUGGCCUGGAAUCCUUUUGAUGACAAUAUGAUAGCUUCUUGCUCUGAAGACACCACUGUUAAGAUUUGGCAGAUUCCAGAUGAAGGGCUGGGCAAGACAAUCCUGACUGAGCCCUUGCUAACUCUAGAAGGGCUUCACCAGCGAAAAGUUCAUCAGAUUCUAUGGCACCCUACAGCAGCCAACAUUCUUCUUAGUGCAAGUUAUGACCCUUCAAUUGUCAUCUGGAAUUUGGAGACUGGAGAGGCUGUCGUUGAAAUUGACUGUCACCCAGAUCUUAUUUACAGUAUUGACUGGAAUACCAAUGGAAGCCUCAUUGCAACAACGUGCAAAGACAAGAAGAUUCGAGUUAUUGAUGCACGAAAGGGAACAGUCAUUAAGGUGAGAGUGAAUUGAUUAGAGUGUUUUGCUUGUGCUAAGUCGCUGCUGGACAUGCAAACCUGUCAAAUGUGACAUGUCACCCUGCAGUGUUCACCUUAUCAAGCGGUAACCAGUAAAAUUUAUUCCUUGAAGCAACGCUUCUCAACACCGCCUGUAACCACUUGAAGGUUUACUAAAAUUAAGUAAACUGUUUUAAAAAAUUCACAGGUUGUGAUCCGAUCCGAUUCUGACACAAGGAAAAGAGUGAAUAUAUGGAAAAGUACUAAAGUAUACACAGCUUUUCUUUUUAUGAGCUACUCAUUUUGGAAAGAGAACAUUGAAGACAGUAAAGAUAUUGAAACCAAACGUUUUAAAUUGUUGUCCAAAGAUAACAACGGCCGAUUUGCGUAAAAAUAGGUCUUAAAAUGAGGAAAUGACGUUUCAGAGAACUUAGCUCCUAAAUUUCCAAGCAAGGGCGAGUCCUGUCCCUCACUGCACUAAAAUAAAAAGGGAAUGAUGAAUAAAGAAAAGAAAGAAAGACAGGCCUUCUGAUAGCAAGCAAUAAAAAAUCAGGAAUAAUGCAGCAUUUUCAGGGCAGGCUGUGCGAUGAGAAAGGUCUAUCGUGUGAUAAAUUAUGCAUGGUUACAAUAAAUAUUGUAGUAGAACUCUUCUAAAGGUCAUGUUACACGAGACGAUUCACAAUGAGGAUUUUUUCCACAACACAGUGUUGCAACAUUGUUGCAACAUUGCAAGGCUGUGUUAUGCUAAAACUUGUCGUUGCGAAUCAUUCCGUAUAACGUACCUAACAAUGCUCAGAAUGGUCAAGUGCAGCUUUCAUUAUUGCAAUGUCCAUUUGAGAAUGCUUGAACUCUCACAAUGUACUUUUCUAUGUUAUUCAAAUAACAGCGAAUGUUCUGGUAAUGGAUUCUAAUUAAAGGACUGCAUCUCAGUUCAAAAAAAAGAAGGAAAAUUUUUAUCUUGUGUUCACUUCCCCCAUGAAUCCGGUAAAUAAAGUUUCAUGCUGUAGUCAUGCAACAUCAGCAGUGCACAAAAAAGCGUGAUGCACAUGCAAAGUUGUUGUUUUGCCAAUCUAAGCCUAUUUAUUUUUGCCAUUCUUGUUGCUGUUGCCGUCAUUAUUGCUUAAGAUCUCUUCUGAUUGUAUGCCCUCAUAGCUUUAGCUUCAGUUUUUCAAAGAUUAGAAAUUCUUUCUACAGUUCUCAGGGACAUAUGUACUGUAGUGUGGCUAUCAUCCUUUUACGUCCACCUCUGUAUUUAGGAAUUUCCAACUGCUUCAGCAUAUUAUAAGACAUUUACCAGAUGGUAAAUGCAGUUAAUGGAACAUGAAGCCCCAGGGGGGGGGGUAGGCUAAGGUAGCCUGCCCCAAUAUAUGCUCUGUUCGAUCUUUAAAGCCUUAUUUAUGAAUGAAAGCACGCUAAUUUUAAGAUACAAACAAAAGCUGUUCGUGGUUGGAACCUGACUAAUUUGUCGUAUGUUUGUCAUCAUAUUUUUCUUAGCAUCGUGCCGAUUGGUCCCUGUUUUUAAGGCCCUAUUCAUGGCUAGACUUUAAUCAUGAUAAGACUAGGCAGCUUAUGGUACAACUGUAUUCAUUGGUCGAGAUUUGAGACACUGUCUAGCUAUAAACUUCUGCUAUUGUAGACCUGGUCAUUAUUCGUUUAGCUUGCACGAAAGCAAACAGUUACAGUAAUUUUGUUACCCACCCUCCCUCCCCUGGAGGAGUUUUGUUGUGUUAGGUAUCAAUAAAGUUUGGGGGGUCACUCCUUGUGGUGCGGUUAAGUCUGCCUUGCAACUUCCCCCAAGCUUUUGGCAUUGCUUGUGUCUUGCCAUCUUAUUCAUUUGCCUUAGUCUUGUCCGAUCCAGCCCGCGCGGUGCUGGGGAGAUAAGAAAGGCUCUGCCAAUACUCUUGUCCUAUCCCAUGGUAGUGGAGCGAUAAGUGAGGCUUGUGUUUUUGCUGUGCGCGUAACCUGAAGUCGCUAGAACCUGCCACAGGGCUGUGUCCCCCCCUUAUUACGCCAUCUUGUGGUAUUUGUCUUAUUUGCCUGCGUGCGCUAUUUAGUUGUGUUACUUUUUCAUGCAUAUCUUAAGCGGAAUAGUGACAUCAAAAAACAUAAGACAGAGGUCUGGAUGCGAAUUUGCGAAGGUGAAGCAGGCUGUUGUGAUUAAUAUCCAUGCUAAAAUCCCUCACCCAACACCUAGUCAAUGGUGUUUAGAUUAGCCUGCAAAAACAUCUGUUUUUCCUCGCUCUUCGCCACUGGGGACGUUUCGCGCAGAGAAAAGUCUGUGACUCAGCGACAGAAAUUCCAUACUGAUGACGCAAAUCAAUGUUUACAUAAUAAAUCCGGCAGCUUUGUGGUUCCAAAUAUAAAUUUGUCCAAUUUUACGUGUCUUCUGGUCGAUUUUGGCAAAGUGUUGUGUUCACCUGCCAGCAAAAUAAAUAUUGACUGUUUUGUUAGCGAUUUUAACCUUUUUGGCCUUUUGUUUCUUGUCUGUCAUUCGUAAACAGUAGCUAAAACAAUGUAACUACUCAAUCGACCAAUCAACACUUCUGACCGAAUUCUGGACAGAUUUUACCUCACCAGUAUGGAAUUUCUGUCGUUGAGUCGCAGAUGUUUGUCCACACGAAAAGUCCCCAGCGGUGAAGAGUGAGGAGAAACGGAUGUUUUCGCAGGCUAUGUUUAGAUCAGAGUGGAUUAUUUUUUAACAUCAACAUGAAGGGUCUUAAGCAUGCUUUUCGUAUGCUUUGCAGGAGGGCAGUGGCCAUGAAGGGGCAAAACCACAGAGGGUGGCAUUUUGUGGAAAUCUUGGUUAUCUGUUCACCUGUGGCUUUUCAAGGAUGAGUGCUAGGCAGUAUGCAGUUUGGAAAGCAGUAAGUUUGAUUUUUCUGAAAUUUGUCAACAUUAAAUGAUGAAGGGUCAUAAAUUUGUGCUGGUGAUAUAAAUCAUGGUUCAUACAAUCUUGAAAAGGUCUUGAAUUUUAGUAGUGGCCUUGAAUUCGGUUAGGGUCCUUGAUUUCUUGAUUAGGUCUUGAAAAGUCCUUGAAAUUCACUACCUUUUUUACCCAACACAAUUUUCUUUGAAACUAGAUUAUUUGGCUGAGGCAAAUUUGGCUCAUCGUUGGUGUAGGAACCUUUAAAACUGACAGCUAAUGUAAAAACGUUUUUGAUGAACAAUAUUUUAUUUCUGUUUCUUUAUUUUAAAUGUUUUAUCUGUACCUCAUCAGAUAUGCAACUGCCAGUUAUACACAGUGACAGACUGUUGCCAUUUUGCAAAGUGUUGUUGUAGAAAGUAGUAAAAAAUUAUUGUGAUCAAUCAUGGCUGUAAAAGAAACCAUAGUGUAUGAUUCCAUAAGUGUGAUUUUACUUAACCCGUGAAACAGAUAACAACAACUAGUCAAUAACAUCAACAGCAAUUAGUGCAUAGUAUUGUAUUCUACUACCUAUUUCAUGGGUUAAUUAAAAUCACUCUAAGUGUUUUAGCCAAUAAGUUGUUCAAAAGGGGGUUAAAAAAGCUGAUUUAUUGAAUAAAUCUUAGUCCUUGAAAACUGUAAUUUGACCUUGUAUAGUCCUUGAAGUGUCCUUGAAAUUUGUUUGUCUGAAGUUGUAUGAACCAUGUAAUAAUAUAUGAAUACCUUUUCUAAGAUUGAGAGAGUUGAUCAUGGCAACAGUGCAGGUCUCCCAAAAGAGCUUCUCAGGGUUUAAAAUUAAUAGUAGUCCGGUUGUCGAACUGGACAACCAAAAAUUAUCAAUGGGGUAACCAAUUUGUGCUGAGUGGUUGCCCCUCAGACAACCCAAUCUGCUGAAGCAUUAAGCCCUAAAGAGAAAUAAAUUUUGCAGCUUUUUUCCUUGGAAGGGUUCAUGAUACCUAAAAGUUAGUUGAAUGCAAAACAGACACGGAAAAAAUAUACUCCGAACUCAACGUUUGGCCUGAAUGAGCCUUUGGUGCCUUAACUAGCAGUUUAUGUAUGUAAAUGUAGUCCAUGAUGCUGACUGCAGUGAGAUGUGCUCUGCAUUACUGCCAUGUUUUUUUCCCUGCCUGCCAUAGCCUGUUGAUUCUUUGUGUACUUGUAAAAUACAAUUAGAAUUAGAAAGCUCAAAAAAAGGGUUUUUUUAUCAGACGUUUAAAUAGUCGUGGAGGAUUUCAUAGUAAUGGGUGUAAGAAAGAAUGGGGUGCAUGUGAGGAAGUCUCUGUCGCACACCUGCUUUUUGCAUAACACUUCUAAGCGAGGAAUUCCCGAUCGUGGCUGCAAUUGUUCCAAAGGAAAACGCUUUGUUUUGUAGUUAUCACAGAUGGUUUUCGAAAGAUAAAUCUAUAUUUUGAAGCCAAACAGGUAGCAACAGUUUUCGCCUUGAUGGGAUAAAAAACAUGAAACAAGUGAGGUGCAUUUUAUUGUGAAAAACUAAUAAAACUGUAAAUAAAUUGAGCUACCUCAGUGUUUUACUUUCGUGGAUUGAACUGGGCUAUUAAGAGGUUGACUUGGACAGCCAAAAUAUUCCAUGGGCAACCAAACCAAGUCUUGUGGUUGCCCCAGGGGUAACUGGACAUAAAGGUAAAUUUUGAACCCUGUUUCUAAUACUCAUUUCUCAAAAAAGAUGUUUAGUACGAAAACUAGUACGGUGGCCUAUAAAAAAAUUUGCAUAUUUUAGGUGCCUUUACAGCCCAGGGGGUACUCGACCAAUACUUGGGUAGAGUUGAGCUGCUGAAACUUUGAAAGCCUGACGCUGUUAAGGACAAAAAAAUCCCAAAAUACAAAUCUUAUCUAGGACAACACCCCCAAUUAUAUUUUGCUGUUUAGCAAAGGUAUAUAGUAAUGAUUUUUUUAAUCUUGCCGUAUUUCAUUUUGAAUAUCUGCCUUCAGUAUAUAUUAAAACAGUGGAAAGUAUGUUUCGCAUGCUCUGAUUGGCUACUCAAACUCACAAUAUCCAGUGCUAUUUACCUCCAAGCAAUGUCAAACUCACAUAAGUUAUGAGCAAAAUGGCUUCACAGUUUGUUACAGCAAAAAACAAAGAAAUUUCACAAAUAAAUGAAGUAGCUGCAAGGCUGCUGCCUAACGGGGGCCCAGGAGCCUGAGGCUCCUACUGUUUACCCUCAGGCGACCAAAAUUUCAAACAAGGAGCCCGAAACGGGUGCCUUAAACUUAUGAUUCUCAGACUAACUUCCAGUGAACAAACAACAAAAUUCCCUGCUCAUUCUCCUCUUUUGAAAUGAUAACAGAAAACAUUUGAUCAUCGGCCACAGGCAAAAAAAAAAAUUUCUGCCAAUAAAAGGUAAACAAACAGCACUAUGUCUUGAAAUUUGCUUCUGUGACUACCGCUGCAGAGCAGUUGAAGUUUCUCAUCUGAAAAUGGCGUUGAAUGAAUUUAAUAGUCUUAGAAAAACCUCCAAUAAUAAAAUCAUGACUUUUCCUUCAGCGUUAGAAACGUUAGGUCGCUGCUGCAGGAACACGUAGGUGCUGUUGGUUGGUGCGUUCACUGUGUGUGCAAAUGGUUGCUGUUAGGGACUUGUAAGAAAUUAGUAGAGGGGGGGGAGGGGGGGUGGGAAUUUGAAAUUUGGGUUCGGAAAUGAGGUGACCCAUCCCUGCAAUGGGAGUGAAAUUUGCUAACCCUCCCCUUGAGCUUAGCCUAGGGGAAUUUGAAAUUUGGGUUCGGAAAUGAGGUGACCCAUCCCUGCAAUGGGAGUGAAAUUUGCUAACCCUCCCCUUGAGCUUAGCCUAAAAUAUCAUGACCCUCCCCCUCUUGUAUAAAAUGAUAAAAAUGAUAAAAUCUACUUCUUGCAAUACACUAGGGUGAGUCAGUAUUAUGAAAACUCAAAAUAUAUUUCUAAUCUGUUCUUUGUAAUGCUAUAUACAUACAUUUUAGGUGACAGCAUUAAGAGUCCGACUCUGAUUCUGACAGCUGAUCACUUGACUCUCCUAUUUCUCACAGGGUUUUUUUUACCAAAUAAAGAACUUCCUUUUUCUUCUGUGGCUGAGCCUCUACAUGAUCAUGGGCAUAUAUUUGCAAGACCCUCCCCCUUUUAACGGCCCAUUUUUCAUGACCCCUCCCUUUUCUGAGUCUCAAAAAGUUGUGACCCUCCCUCUGUUUCCACCCCCCCUCCCUCCUGCUAAUUCUGAUAAGUCCCUUAUGUUUCUGGACAAAUAAAUCAUUUCUCGAAAUCCUUUCAAGUAGUGAGUAUAAAAAAUGCUGGUUUCUUGAAACUUGAUUCGUUCGAGGUUGGAGUAUUGUUCGGGUUUUUUUCUUGUCACGCAAUGCUCCUUAAGACUUCCCGACUUAUCCAGGAAGAUUGAAGGGCCUCUGCUCGCAGGGUAUAAAUUGAUAAACAUUACCUGCUCCAAAGAUAGAUGUUUCCAGCAAUACCUCGUUUUAGAUAUUCUGACCAAUCCUGUCAGUUCCUGUGAGUUACACUCACAAAAAAGGUAACAUUUUGGGGGAAAAUCCACAGCCAGUUUCGCUGUUUUCAUAUUACUCUUUGAAGAUUAAAUUUGCCCCUUUCCUAGAAAGUUAGCCAGCUACAAUUCCAUGCAAAAGAGGAACGAUAAAGUGGGCAACAAAGCUGCUAAUAAACAAGAAAGGCAAAGGAAAAAAGAGAGUAAGAGAGAAAGAUAGAAAUAGAUUUGCAAAAAAAGAUCCAAAUUUUGGCGUUUGCAUGAAAAACAAAAAAGCAUGGUAAUUGUGUCAGAUUAGUCGAAAAAUAUGCCUUUUUUCUUGCAAAACCUAUUUUUAGCCACUUAUGCUAAUUAACCGAAAACUAGUCCAAAGGAGAGGAAUAAAUUAUUGGUGAAAAAUGCGGUUUUUUCGCUACUCGCUGGCCGUCACCAAAGGGUUUAUAAAGUUACUGAUCUUUUUUAAUUGGGCUCCUAGGAAUGCGGCUUGGGCUCCUAACUUUUUAUUCUAGGAGCCCGGAGGGCUCCAGAAAAAUUUUUUGAGGCAGCAGCCUUGAGCUGUUCUUGACAAUGCGAAGUUGGUGACUAAAUUUGGUUUAGCAGUUUUACAAGUAAAUUUUGGUCUGUUUAACCUGAAUUUAUGGAUGAAAAAGUUUUUGUUUACAAUUGCGAUUUAAAUCUUGCACUGUUUGCCAGUAUGCUAGUAGUCUUGCUUUAUUUAGAUAAUUUGUUCAUAAAUAAGCUUAGAACAAAGUGUUUUAAACAGAAUGGUUUCAAAUACAGAGAGAAUUCACAAUUUCUUUGGAAGAGCAAGAGCUAAACAAAUGCCUUCAAAAGUUUAUUUGUUGGCAAGAAAAUGUGACGGCUGUUCGGUCAUUUGUGUGCCACAGUAUUUUCAAAGUAACCAUUGGCAGCAAUAAAUGAGUUAAAAAUCUCAAUUUUUAGGCUGAAUUAUCUCACUGUUUUAGUAUAUGAUGGAUACUUACCUCACUGCUUUAUUGCACCUUAAAUAACCACCACUAGCCACCUUCACAUCAGCGAAUAAUAAUUGUCAUGUAAUAGAACAUAUUUGAAAUAUCAUUUGUGCAUCUAACAAAACAAACUAGCUGAAAUUUUGCGGUAAGAUUUCCCGGUUACUUUCAUCUUAACAAUCUGCCAUGUCAACAUUGAUCUUUUCUGAAACAGCGUCUGUGUCUAAUGAAGAAUCCUUAUUGGCUCUCUUUUCUUUGGUAUUGAAACACCUCAACUAUUUGCCAUGUUAAAUGUCAUGGGUGGUUUCUUUCUUCUUUUUGACAUAUCCAUGGAUAUUUCCAGUGGUAACUUUAUCUCACGAAAGGCUGAUCACACUCACCACACCAAUUUCCGGCAGUAAAAAGCAUCAUUUACUGCAGUAAAAGUGUCCCGUGUAGCCACGUACACCUUUUGGAAUGAUUCACUUCUUUAUUUUUGUAUUUUGGCAAUAUUUUCAGUUCUGGUAGAUGCAGGCAAACCUUUUUGAUAGAAAACCCAGCUGACAAGUGCAUCUGAGGACCGUACCAGGCUUCUUGACAAAAUUGCUGUGCAUUGUAUUAAAGAAUGCACUGUGGCAUUCACAAACCACAAAAGACAAAGGAAUGAUUUUUUGUUACUCAGGGUAGUGCAUGCUUAGUUGUAAAACAAUUUUGUCAAAACCAGUCAAUGAGUGAUGAAAAACCGUUUUUUUUUUUCAGGAUACUCUGGAGCGGUUGGCCUUGGAGGAAAUUGAUCAGUCUAAUGCUGUCCUUUUCAUUCAUUAUGACCCUGACACAAAGAUGAUUUACUUAGCUGGCAAGGCAAGUUUCAUUCAUAUCACUGUUGACUACAUUAAUUUUAUUCUUGUACUGGAAUUAUAGCUGGUUCAGCGUGCAGAGAAAGUUGUGUCCGAUAGAAUGGGGCUAGUUGAUUUUGCGAGCAGGCAAGUUGAAUUUUGUUGGGCUAGUUAGAAUGACUCUUGGGCUAGUGAAUGUUAGUCACAGCUUGCUGGAAGGGCAAGCUGUAAAACUGACUUUCUCUGCACUCUGUGGUACUUUACCAUUGUUAACCUGCACCAAUGGCCACCUCUUUACGAUGGCCACUUUGUUUUGUCCUGGUGGACACUCUUAUUUAAACCUCUCAACAACAGCAAUGGCCACUAACCCACAUCCCCAACUACCAAAAUAACCUCUCGACAACGGCCAGUUUUUUCAGCGACUGAUGAAAAAAUCAACAAAGGUCAUGAAUUGGCAUGUUUAUGAUCAAUCGCGGCAAUCGUAUUUUGAUUAUGCUUCAUUUAUACUGCUGCAGUUAACAAAAAUUGUCUGCAAUACUUGCAGCGAAUGUUGCGAACCUUGCUUGUUUUGUCACAUUAACAUUUAGAUUCAAGACAUAAUUCAAGCUUUUUGUGUAUUUUAUUCUUAUACAUUAUAUAUGAUUAGAUUACCAUGAUUAUGGGACACAGUAAGCAUGAACUUAGCACAAAAAAACAUGUUGUACUCUGUAAAAAAAUUGUCAUAUAUCACUCCUACCUCCCCAUGAUGGCCACCUCUCCACAACGUCCACUUCUUUCUGUCCCCAAAGUGGCCAUUGUGGAGAGGUUUGACUGUAUAUUCCAACUUUGGGGAAAAGGGGAGAGUCUAAUUCUACAAACUUAGAAGCAUAACUGAAACCCUAAAGCUUAUAAAUCAGUUCCAAUGCAGGGUUUUUUUUAAAACCAAUCAAAAUUUAAUUUAAUAUAGAAUAGCUGAUGUGCAAGACUGUUAGUUGUAAACAAAGUGGUAUUAUAGUGUCAGAAAGUAAAAUUCGACCAAAAUAAUAGUAAUGAAUAACAAUAAUAAUAAAACUUUAAUAAUAACAUCCCCAACGGGCUUUUCCGAAACUAUUUGCAAUGUGAAUAAACUUAAUAAAAGGGUAAGAGAGUAACAUCCUAGGCCAGAGUUAAGAUCAAAUAAGUUAAGCUUAGCCCAGUUUAAGAGACUUCUUAGGGAUUACUAUGCCUCCACCCUAUAGACUUGCUGUACUGUAGAGGACCCCAGAACAUGGAAAACAAUUUGCCUAAAAUGUAAUUAUGCUCGCACUUUAAUUAACCACGUCACCUGCUGCUUUUAGCCUUUUCCAUCUAGCCUUUCUUUUUCCCAUCCUAAUGUUGCUUUUAUUUUUGAUUUUUUGUCAAUUCGGGCCCACAGUAAUUGGUUUAUCUGUUGUGGUGACCCUGCCAUGUGUAUGUAUGUUAUUUAUUAUUAUUAUUUAUUUAUUUUUGGCGAAGCUUAACAAAAUAAAAUAAAAAAUAAAGCUUGAUUGUAAAGUUGUGUUCAAAGAAACUAAUUAUUGUUUAUAAUAAUCAUUAAAAUUAGAAUCCCCAAGAAGGAGAGAAGCUAAGUCUCAUAGUUUUACCAUACUUACUUGUGUCACAAGUCCACCUUUCACAGCCAGCAAAUUACUCUUUUAAAAAAAGUUCAGUGGAACCUCCAUUCAGGGGCUGAUUUCGGGACCAAGAUAAGUGUCCCCUGAAUAGAGGUUGGGCUGGGGUUUGUUAAUAAUUAUUAACCAACAAAUAUUAAAGUUUUAUUUCAUUUUGCCUUGGAAUCUGCUACAGUCAUUAUUUCAAGCAGCUAGAUAAUGUGUAAAAAAUCAUGAUUGACAUAUCUCAGCGAUGUUGUGUGUUGAAUUCCCACGAGUGCAGUACACUGCUUUAAGAGGUAGUUCAUGUUUUGAAAGCUGUUGCCAUUGUGUUUUGUGAAUGCUUAAAAUUAUUUUUGUGUUCAGCAGCGGCGGAUCCAGACCUUUGGAUAAGGUGAUGGCCUGGUCUCAAAAAAAAAUUUUCACCUCUUCGGGCCUCACUUUGGUCUAAAAAUAAAGGGUGGGGCCCCGGCCCCCUGGGCCCCUCCCCUGGAUACGCCACUGUUAAGUCAUGUUUUCAGUGCUAAAGUGUCCCUUGAAUGGACUUAGGAGGUUAAACCUGGCUCUUGGGACCCAGUGAAAGUGACCCUUCCCCGGAAUAGAGGUGUCCCUUCAAUAGAGGUAACAGAUACGAAGAUUAUGGGAACAUUUUCCGGGAUCAAAGAUUGAAGGUGUCCCUUCAAUAGAGGUGUCCCAUUGUAUCCCUCAACUUAUGCAUGGGUUGCAAGCUCUAGAUAGCCAAUCAGCAUUUAUAUAAAUCCUUGAUGUGAAGUCAAACAUUAUUAUUAACCAGUUUCCAGAGUUCUUUAGCCAAGAGGUUUAAGCCAUUAAGUGAAGACAAAUUUGUGGACAUAUUUUGACUUAGUACCAGUGUUGUUUAACUGUCAUAGCAAUGACAUGUCUUCAAGACUGAAAUUAUUGGUUGCUUUUCUUAACAGGGUGACAGUAUCAUCAGAUAUUAUGAAUUAGUGUCAGAAUCUCCACAUUGCCAUUGGCUAACGAACUACAGUGCCAGCGUACCCCAGCGAGGAGUGUGCUUCAUGCCAAAACGUGGCUGCGAUGUCACUAUCAAUGAAGUAGCAAAGUGUUUUAAACUUGUAGCUAAAGGAUACUGUGAACCAAUCAGCUUUACAGUCCCAAGAAAGGUAUUUUUACUUGUAAUUUAAAUAAUAAUAAUCAUUUUAAUUCAUGGGUGCCCAGAAGUCAUGUCAGAAAAAGAUUAACCAAUUUAUGCUCUUGACAUCCAAGAUGACUUCCGUACAGGUUGCUGAAAUGUUGGUAUGGUAUGUCAACUUCAGUCCUAUUCAGGACUUAAACUCUCACCUUUAUAAUUAUAAUUCCACCUUCUUUCAAAUACAGCAAAAGAAAACAUAGCUUAUCAUAUAGUGCUCUUCCUUGUGAUACUAGCAAAGAAAAGAUAAAACAUUUGACCGACUAUACUACCAAACGUGUUCACUCGAGUAAUUCACCAUGGAUUACCCCUCAGUUAAAAAAACGCGUACACGAAAGAGGCAUUUUCAAGGUAAAAGCGAUUCGUUCGGGAAAUGUUGAUGACUGGCGUAAAUUCAAGAAAUGCGUAAUUCUACAAAUAGUGAAGUUAAGUUUCCUAAAAAGGUUUAUUUUGACAAUGCGUUUAAAGAGAAUCGAGGAGACCUGCGUAACUCUCGGCGAAUCAUAAACGAACUUACAUCCAGAAAAUCGAAGAGUUCCUUUGUGAAAGAAAUUAAACUCAAUAAUGGCAAUUCCAUUCAUGAUCCACUUGAAUUAUCCGAUUCCUUUAACGAUCACUUUUGUAAUAUUGGCCCCAGGCUAGCAAAUGAGAUUCACGUGGACGAAAACGGUCCUUCGCAUGUGGAUUAUCUGUGCGAGACUUAAAAAUGCAGAUUCGAACUGAAAACGUCCACUUUAUCCAAUGUCAAAUCCACCGAAAAACCAUUACAAAAUAACAUUGGAAGAGAGAAAGACAGGUAUCAGAGCAGUGUGACCCAAGUUGAGUGCCCUCCCCUAAGCCAACAUUAACACUUGCUUCUCACUUAGGGCAAAAUGUUGGCUUAGGGGAGGGGUAGGUACGCAGUUUCGCAGAAACGUAUAAAGAUCCAUUUGAUCAUUCACGAUAACUAGAAGUAGGUGUCUCCCAGUACCUCAAGAAGUUUGUGGGAAAGGGCCAACAGUAGGAAAUAAUGGGGAAAGAGAUAAAGCCAAGGUGGAAAGCCAUCUCAGAAACUGGCUAUGUGGUGUGCGGAUAGACUUUCUAAAAGUCCUUUUUUUUCCUGGUUAGUUAUCGUCGCUCGCUCGGUCGCUGCGCGACCUCAUGCAUUGAUUCUCGCUUCACUCAUUUUUAAGAACUUAUGAGAGGUCAAGUUUAGUGUGCGGAGGGGUCAAUUAGUUUCUGUGUACGUAGCACACAUAACCAUUAUGUAACGCAGGAGGCCGUUUUGAAUUUAUUUCUCACUUAAUUAGUUUCUGCGUACCGCAUAGUCAGCUAUGAGGAGUAUUUUAAGAAAUAAAGCAAUCUUUAAUGAGGAAAAGUGGUUGAUAGUUAGGUCCUCAAAAGAAAACUCUGUAAAGACUAAAAACUAGUUUAAAAAAAAUGUAAGACUAUGAAAAAAUUAAAAAACGAAAUGAAAAUAAAAUAGAAAAUAAAUUUUUACUUAUAGAUAUAUUUGAUUGAGAACAUAUAAGUGUCUUAGCGGUUCCAAAUAUUUCGACGAAAAGUAACUGACGACUACUGACCCUGGCGUCUUGUGGUAAUGGAUUUGCGAAUGUCAUUUCUUGAUCGUGUAUAAUAAUCGUGAAAAGACGCAGUGUAUUCUGCAGUUAAACGUUUUGGUUCAGUUAUCUUUUACCUGCAUUGUCGCCUUUUACAUACAGAUCUGAUUGUCAAGGCCUCCCAUAUUAGCUGUGAUCACACACAGACUUUUUACCCUAGGUAAACUCGACUUGUUGACAGUUUGCGUAGGGAAACUUAGCCUGGGAAGGGAAUUAGGGCGCGAGACCGCGCGAGGGAGGAGGGAGGAGGGGAACGCCUGCAAGCAAGCCAUUGUUUUCGCCAUCUAGCCUACUAAUUAAAAAAAUAACAAAAAUAACGCAACUGUGAAUGACUAGCUGUCAAAUAAGUUUGGCCACGAUACACGUAUUCUAGUCGUAUUUAUCGCAAUGGUUUUCUUUUGUUUUCCUAAAGCAAGAAAUCUAAAGUGAAGGUACUAUAAAAAAAGUUCAAACGCGCGCGUCCAUUGAAGGAAUCUUCCUUGAAAGUUGUAACGACGCGUGCCGAGUGACAUAAAAUCCAGUAUAAAUCUAUUCAAGUUGUUGCUGUCGCUCGCCUUAAUUCCCCCUUCCCCUUUUAACUCCUGCCACGCAGGCUAAGGGAAACUUGAUGUGACCGAUUUUUCCCUAGGUAACUUACCUCGGGGAAAUUUUAUCGUUAAAGGCUUGGAUAUGUCUCGAGAACAGUAGACUUUCACUUGACCGCUUCCCCCAAGCUAUAGCUUAGGAGAAAAGAAGUACCGAGGUUGCUAGUCAAUAGACGUUCAUCGGCGAAGGUCUUGAUGACAGAACUGGACAUAGCUCAAGAAAUAACAGCGAGAUAAAAGAAAAAUACGUCUCUUUGAUCGGCUAGAUCCCUGCGCAUCUUGCCUCCUCGAAUUUACGCUCCAAAAAGUUCAACUGUGCGUGAAAACCGUAAGAGCCGAUAUCAGUAGUGUAGACUACGAGUAGUCCCGAUUGUUCCUCAGGGAUAGAACAGCGAGCGAAACGCGAGCGCUCGUAAAAAUCACCCCACGCGAGAAAGGCGAGACGCGGUGGGGAGAUUUUUCGCGUGGGGUGAUUUUCACGCGCGCUCGCGUUUCGCUCGCUGUGCUAUCCCUGUGGAAAAAUGGGGACUACUCGUAGUCUAUCAGUAGUGUGACCUUCCCAGAAUUUUUUGCGUAGGUAAAACAAAACCCGAGCUGAAUUUACCUCGGGAGAUUUUUGAUGAAUUUGACCUAGGUAAAUCGGUUUAAGCUAGGUAAAAGUCCGUAGUGUGAGCACAGUUAUUGUUCUCUUUUACAGUCUGAACUUUUCCAAGAAGAUCUCUUUCCUGAUGCAAAAGGAGAUGAACCUUCCCUCACUGCUGAUGAGUGGCUUGAGGGAAAAGAUGCAGAUCCCAAACUGAUCUCACUUAGACCGGAAGGUUCUGGAGGAGCUAAGACUGCAAAGAAGGUGAAAAAGGGACUUGGGGCACUUGGCAAAAAAGCACCAAAGAAAACAGCACAGGCUGCUGAUGAAGAGGUAAGUGAUGGCUGUUAUUAAGGCCUUGUCCUGGCUCAGAUGAGAACAUCACCGACCCUAAGUUAAGGUGGACGGCGACAUAGAGGGCGGUGACUUUGGCCCCAGCGGCUUGGGGAGGGAGGGACGACGUUGACUUGGCGACAGAAACAAACUUAAAGUUUCCGUAGAGGUGACGGUCGAAGACGUUUUUCCAACUUUAUUGAAGGUUCGAGAGAAUGAGUUCCCUGAAAGAGAUACGAGAGAUUUUGGUCUACUUUUAUAUGAUGGUGUCAUAUCAGAUGAGGAAUUCGUUCUCUUGUACAAUGAAAUCUAGUUAAGCGCUUUGUUACUCGAAAGAGAAUGUCCGUCGCUUCAUUGAGCCUAUUUGCUAUCUACCUAUUGGCACAUUUUCCCACGCUCCACAGUUCUUAGGCUAACAACGGCUGGUAAUCGAGCUUGCACAGUUCUGGGCUUGAAGCGGUAGGGUUCAAUUACAAGAAUUUCUUUAGCAAGCUGAAUAUCGUGAACUUUAGUCCACUCCACAUUCUUAAAAUAAGAACAAAUUAACACGAUGGACAAUGCGCGCUAUAAACAAGACGAGUUCCUUCAUCCUGAUUUAUCAAGGGGUUUAUUUUGUCGAAUGAAUGAACCUAUGAACACGUAAUUUCAUUUUGGCCUAUAACUUAAGCAGAAUAAAGAAAAGGGUAGAAGAAGAUGUUCACAUGAUGCGAGAAUAUUAAAUGUGAUAAUUUUAUCGCUGAGAAUUCUGAUCCCGCAGUUGUACCAUUUUGACAAGUUCCACCAUAAAAUAGUGUUACAAUAAGUAAUUGAGAAAGGUUUACCAUUUGAAGUAAACUAAACAUUACAGAAACAGAUUAAAGCGGUAUUCUGUUAAAAUAAAGUUAUUUUGAAGACAAAAACACGAAGAGAAAACUCACGUUCUCAAGACACCGCCGCACUAAGCUUUCUCACUGUCGCGACGUCCAGUCGACGUAGGCUGGACGGCUGAGAUAUAUGCAGGCAACGUUUAUUUCCGGUUGCCGUCCUCCACCUUACCGUCCACCCUAACGUAAGGUCCGUACCAUUAGCCUAGGACGGUUGUUAUUCUUUGACUCUUUCUCCUCUGCCCAUCCUUGUCAAUUCAAAAAGGACAGAACUACUCUGUUGUUUGAAAGGCAAUGAGACGGCUUUGGUGGUGCAGUGUACCUUGUGCCCUGAGUGAGGGAAAUGGGGCUAGAUGUUAGUUGGGGUGAAUGUCCUUUCUCAUCUCGCUGUGUUGAAUUUCACUGUAGUCUGUGGUACUAAUAGCAGAUGCAAAGCGUGGACUUUUGUCCCAAGGGAUGAGUUUGGCCAUGUCUUUGCCAUUGCAUUCUUCUUUUAGACAAGAAACUUUGCUUAUUAUUGUCUCCUCUUCUCAGAUGUAUAAUGAAAACUGGUGACACACUCAGUGCAGGGAGGAAACCCUAUAAUGGACUAAAUUCCCAUCCAGGGAUUAAUACCGAUCUCUUAUCUGUUUUCAAUGGACAAGAGGCUCUUGUAGUCUAUAUACCCAACUUAAGCACUUGUGAAAAGCGUGAAAAAUUAGGCUUCCACGGAGCCCAAACCCUGAUCCUGUGAUAUUGGUGUAGUGGUUUCGCAGAGUCAUUUCUGGCUUUAUUCCAAAGCUUGAAAUUGAUAUAUUUUCAUACAGAGUUUACUCUCUAUAAGACGGACACGAUUCAGUGGGACUGCCUGUUUUGUAUGGCAAGAAAAGAUUGUGUCAAGGCCAUAUAAUAUCCCGUUUUUAUGGACCCCAACCUUGUCUCUGUCCCUGAAACGCAAAGAAAGAACAUGGCCAAUAAAGAGAUAAAGAUUCAAGUUUACCGCAAACGGCAAACGUCAGACUAAAGUUGAGAAUCUCUCAGAAUAGAAAAUAAGGAGAUAAAAACAGCCCCGAACGAUUCCUAUGGUUAAAACUGGCAUAAAACUUCUUAUUUUUGUGUAGAAGCAAUAAAGAAUAAACGGAAAAUAAGGGGAAAGCUUGGUCACGUGGUACAAAUUCACGUCUGCCGUUUGGCGUAAACGUGAAUCUUAAUCUCUCUAAUAUAUGGUCAUUAUGACUUCUAGACUGCAAAUCAGCACGUAUUUUUUUGUAGGUUAAGAACGCGCGCGCGAGUUUUCAAAGGAAAGGUCUGGAAUGAGGGUGAAAACAGUGAGGGAGGGAAUAUCAAGCCGGCGCUUCACGCCUUGCAAAACCGAUUUUGAGCAAAAAACCGAAAUCGACUGUUUUGAAGUCUACUUGACUUCACGCUUGGUCGAUAACUUACCGUUACUUAGUUAUACAGGCUAGUUUCAGGGCAGUGUCUGUUUUGAGAGUGUUCAUUGUACAGUCGAACCUCCCGUAAGCGACCAACUAAAAUGCGAAGACUUAAUGCUCGCUUACGGGAGAGUGUUCGCUCGGAGGACUUUUUAGUUCUUGUUCAAUAUCCUUCACUGACAACGCAAUCGUAAGAAAUUUCUGUCUUACGAAAUUUCACUCUUUGAAGCUUUCAAAGAUUUGCCGCCAACCUGAAGGGAAUUUGCAUAUUAUCACCUUUGAUUAUAGAACCGCACUCGACCUGUAGUCAAGCAAAUCAUUCUGAUUACAGGGUAACUAAGCCAAUAAACUAAACGGUACUGCUUUUUUUUACUUCUUCUAAGCCAAGAAAGUUGAUCUAAAUCUUGCGAACGUAGAAGCUGAGGACUCGUAGCCCUUAUUAUAGCACUAAAGAACCUACACUGAUCAUGGAGUUGAGACCACUCGUCAAGUAUAAUGGUCGCUUGCAAGAGGUUGAAAGCGGUUGGGAAAUUAUUAGACCGUCAGUCCCGAAAAGUGGUCGCGGUCGCUUAGAGAAGCUGGUCAUUUACGAGAAGUUCCAUCUGUAAGGCCUCGACUGGGAAAUUUUUGGUGCUUGGAUAGGUGGUCGCUUACCACACGGAGGCUCAACUGUACUAAGAGGGUUUCUGAUGCAGUCAUUUUUCUUUAUUUUUUCCAUAUUUCUAUAGGAUCUAGAGGAAUUGGUGAAGAAGCUAAAAUUGCAAGUGGACGAACAGGAAAAGCGAAUCAAAGCCCUGGAAGAGAAAACGCAGAAUUUAUAAGUGUACUUGCAAAGGAAACGAAAAGUGAUAAAAAAUAGGUUCAACUUGCUAAUGUUGCAUAUCAGUUCAGUUUGAAAUUAACUUAAAGUUCUAAGCAACUCUUAAGCGUUAGCUGGUUAGCUUGCAAAAUUGUAUUUUUCGACCGAUUAUUUGUAUUAAAAAUUGUUAAGGAUUUCAGUGGUGAAAGUAUUUUGAGAAUUAUUUCAAGUUCGCUGACUUGCAAAAUUUCUACUGGUAUUAGUCCUUGUUUUUCGAUUAUAAAUGAUCUCGGCUGAUUUCUCCUUUUAUUGACCUCAUGAUCAGUGAUACGAUUUUUAAAUGAUUUGAAGAUUCUUAUAGAUAGGUGGAAACUUUUUUUCCUUUUACACAUUAAAGCCAUUGGAUUAUAACUGUUUUGUCAGCAUUUUCAAACAGUGAAUAGCAUCAAUGUCGUCUUAUCACUGGUCUGUAGGCCAAUUUACAGUUAUGGAUGGAAGCGAGGUUCCAGUUGACUUUGUUUUAAUACAAACCUUCCUGCUUUAUUAUAGCCUGCGUAGCAAGCGUUUCCAAUCGAGUUAUUGCGCGAAAUUUUUUUUGCUCUUGUCCCAGCUUUCUAGACGAACCUCGCGAGGAAACGCUUGCUACGCAGGCUAGCUUUAUUAUGAAAAUCAAGUUGCCCUUAUGCUAACUAGUGUUUUUCAAGGACAAUUUCCAUGACAAAGCAAAGGAGGUU
This is a messenger RNA of Porites evermanni, 24271 nucleotides long. Lineage: Eukaryota; Metazoa; Cnidaria; Anthozoa; Scleractinia; Poritidae. The record is from the annotation of a GenBank genome assembly.